This is a messenger RNA of Maylandia zebra (zebra mbuna), 3887 nucleotides long. The record is from RefSeq and is a predicted model, not a curated record. Lineage: Eukaryota; Metazoa; Chordata; Actinopteri; Cichliformes; Cichlidae.
CAAACACUUUGUUAAAGCCGCUUGAUAACGCUGAUGAAUGAGCGCGCUCUCUAACUGAUGCCUGUGAGGACGAGUGCACGCUGACACCGCUUUCAAACAGGACCUGUUCUUUUCGGAUGCUCUGAGGUGAGCGGCUGUUGACAUGACAACAGACGAGGCAGAAAGUCACCAGAAAAAGCCGAGGCAGCAGGAGGAAGCUGGCCAGGGCGCCAGACCUCCCACUCCAGAGGACGACCAGCUCCGACCUCAAAACCACAACCCUGCUGGCCGCGGUCUCACACGCCUCUUUUCCUCCCUCCUGAAAAGGCGUUCACAGUGUGAGAGCGAGGGUGGAGAAAAGGAGGACAAGGAGGAAGAAGCUAAAGCACCCAUCGCUGACCCCGAACCUGAACUAAAAACAGAGGGCGAGGUCGCCCUUGACCAGCACUCAGUAAGCAGCGCUGAGGCUCAGGCUACCCAGGUAGAGAAGAAAGAGACUGACGAGGACAAGGUUGGAAAAGACAAGGAGAAACACGAGGACAAGGAAGGGGAGGUUACUGUGGAGAAAGAAGAGGAGAAGGACAAAGAGAAGAAGGAGGAGGAGGAGGAGUCUGGCCCUGAAGAAGGCAGUAGGGGAGAAAAGGACGAGAAAACAGCAGAAGAAGAAGCCAAAGCUCCCAGAGCGCCGCGCCGACCCAAGACCAUGCAGAUCAAAGUCACACUGCUGGACGACACUCAGUACGAGUGUGAGCUGGACAAACACGCUAAAGGCCAGGAGCUGUUCAUGAAAGUGUGUGACCACCUGAACCUGCUGGAAAAAGACUACUACGGCCUGGCAAUCUGGGAAACUCCCACUAUGAAGACUUGGAUGGACCUGACCAAAGAGAUCCGCAGGCAGGUACAAGGUGCCAACUAUAAUUUCACUUUCAAUGUAAAAUUCUAUCCACCGGACCCAGCCCAGCUAUCAGAAGACAUCACAAGAUACUAUCUUUGUCUCCAACUGCGAAAGGACAUCCUCCAGGGCCGCCUUCCCUGCUCCUUCGUUACUUUGGCUCUGCUGGGCUCCUACGCUUUGCAGUCAGAACUUGGUGAAUAUGACCCUGAAGUGCACGGCAGUGAAUAUGCUAAAGAAAUGAAAAUGGCCCAAGGUCAAACCAAGGAGCUGGAGGACAAAAUGAUGGAGCUGCACCGCACAUACAGAUCCAUGAGCCCAGCGCAGGCAGAUCUGAUGUUCCUGGAGAAUGCCAAGAAACUUUCCAUGUAUGGAGUGGACCUCCACCAGGCCAAGGAUCUGGAUGGAGUUGACAUCAUACUGGGGGUUUGUGCCAGUGGUCUGAUGGUUUACAAAGAUAAACUGAGGAUCAACCGUUUCCCCUGGCCCAAAGUCCUCAAAGUCUCAUACAAACGAAGCAGCUUCUUCAUCAAAAUAAGACCAUCCGAGGUGGAACAUUAUGAGAGUGCCAUUGGAUUCAAGCUUCCCAACUACAAGGCAGCCAAAAAGCUGUGGAAAGUGUGUGUCGAACAUCACACCUUCUUCAGGCUGACCUCCUCUGAGAUGGCCACCACCCCAAGGAAGUUCCUAGCAUUGGGCUCGAAGUUUCGUUACAGCGGUCGGACUCAGGCGCAGACCAGACAGGCUAGCUCUCUGAUUGACAGACCAGCUCCCCUUUUCCAGCGCUCCUCCAGCAAGAGGAACUCUCGCAGUCUGGAUGGAGCAAUGGUGUCGACUCCCGACAACAAGUCCAGUCGUCCUGUCAGUGCCCCUGUUAUGUCACCAGUGUCACCUGGGGAGGCCACCCCGUCACCCCUGCUACCCACCCUGCCUCGUUCUGACCACCACGAUGUCUCCACGCCCAGAGGACACCGAUAUUCCAGCAGAAAGGCAGAGCUACUGGCACAAUGCCUGACAACUGACAGCGUCAAGAGCCACAGUGCCAAGUCUACUCCAGAGAUUAAGACGGUGGGCAGGAGAGAGCGGAGGCAUGCCCCGUCUUUGGCCAUCACUAAUGGGGAAAAAGAACGAAAAAGCCAGCACUCUCUUCAGGACAGAAAGAUGGAGAUGGUUCGAGUGAGGAAGAAAAGAUCAAAGAAACUUGAGGGUGAAACAAUUUAUAUCAGACAUAGCAAUUUAAUGUUGGAGUUUAACCCUAAAGGGUUGGCAUGCACCAUUUUCCUGUCUGACUCUCAUGACCUGGAUAAGACCCAGACUGAAAUUAUGCGGCACCAUACCAGCAUCAGCGAGCUAAAAAGGAGUUUCAUGGAGUCUGUACCGGAGUCUCGGCCCAGCGAGUGGGAUAAGCGUCUUUCCACCAACUCUCCUUUCCGCACAGCGAGCAUCAACGGUCAGCUCCAACCAGCAUCUCCUGUGCUAAAGACCCAGACAAUCACCAUCUCAGAUGUUACCAAUUCUGUAAGAGGAACUGCAGCCUACAAGGACAUACCCUUAGUUCACACUGAAACCAAGACCAUCACAUACGAGUCAGCUCAGCCGGUGGACAGUGUGGCAGAGAGGGAGUCGGGAGUGCUGCUGAGUGCCCAGACGAUUACUUCUGAGACCAUCAGCACCACCACCACCACCCAGAUCACCAAGACGGUGAAAGGAGGGAUCUCUGAGACUCGCAUUGAAAAGAGAAUUGUCAUCACUGGGGACACAGAAAUAGAUCAUGACAAGGCUUUGGCCCAGGCCAUUAAAGAGGCAAAGGAGCAGCACCCAGAUAUGUCUGUCACCAAAGUGGUCGUGCAUCAGGAGACGGAGAUCACCCCAGAGUAAGACGGACUGAUCCUGUGGAAGCUACCCCCCACUCCACCCCAUUCCUCCUCGUAUCUCCAUCACACCAUUUUACCUCAGCGCACCCAGCAACCAUCAACGGGAACCACCAGACCUCAUCAGAGCGAACUAACUCCAACAAUGACAAAUGAACUUGACUCCACGAGUGUGAAGUUUGGCCUGAAGGAGACAGAGUCACCAGAAAAUUCCCAAGACCCCUGCCAGUAUUCCCCACAAUCCCCCUCUUGUUCCAUUUACUGCCAAAAGAGCAGCUGCUGGAGUUAUGGAUGAAAAAUCAUCUUUUUUUAAAUAUGAAAAAGAAAUUAAAGAACAGCAUUUGUGGAUUUCAUCCUCUCCAAUUUGUGUGGAGAUUUUAAGAAAAAAUCAAGGGCAUUUGGUCUUUUACUCUUGAUAUAUUGGUAAUUUAUUUUUCUACAGCUUUUCUUACCAUCAGAAUUGGUUACCAGUAACUUGAAAAUCAAGUAUUUUGUAACAAUGUAUCCGAGCAGCAUUGACAAAGGGAUUGUGGGUGAUGUCACUUGGGAUUGUACACUUUGGGACUCGCAGGAUCCCUCUCAAAUUUUAGUGCAAGUUUGGUGUCAUUUCUUGUACAGUAAAUAUUUUAUUUUCCCUCUCGACGUAAAAAUAAUAUUUUUUCAAUUUGUGUAUAGGAAAAGAUUGAUUGUAUGAAACUAACGUGCGGGAAUUAAUCCUUUCAUCUGACAAAGUUCUGGCAUUUGUUCAGUGACACCUUUUGAUUGUUUAGUUGUGUUUUUGUGCUCGUGUUACCAAAACAGGGCUUCAUCAGGACCACAGAGAUCGUAGUGCACUGACAUGACGUUUAUUUAUUUCCACCUUUGUGCGUUUUGUGUUUUAGAUAUGAUUUUACAUGACAAUGUUCCCCACAUCGUUAUAGUUUCUGCAUUACGUUUCUAAUUUUCCUCACAGUGGGCAGUGUGUACACUUAGCGCUGCUUUAAAGACAUCUGUGAAAUAUUGAAGUCGGUAAAGAGAAGAGCAAAACUUCAGCGUCUGUAUAUUUAGACUUUAUUAUAUAAAAUCUAUUGCAUCACAUUAAAAUGAUAGGAAUGGUUGACAUAUCUGACACUUAAUAAUACGGUAAAUUGGGAUAAUUUUCUGUU